AUGUGCAGAACCGCUGCUGCUGCCGAGAAUGGAGGUGGGGUCAACGUCCAGGGACGAGAGCUCCUCCCCGCGAACGUCGUGCCUCAACACUACGAUCUGACGCUUGAGCCCGACUUCGAGAAGUUCACCUUCGAUGGCACUGUCGUCAUUGAUCUUGAUGUGGAAGAGGACUCUAAGUCCAUUUCCCUGCACACUUUGGAGCUGGACAUCCACAGCGCCAAGGUAUCCUCCGAUGGCAAGACCGUGAGCUCCUCCCCGGAGAUAACCUACGAUGAAUCCACACAGGUCUCGAAGUUCGACUUCUCCGAUGCCAUCCCGAAGGGCAGCAAGGCGCAGCUUGAGAUCAAGUUCACCGGCCAACUUAACGACAAGAUGGCUGGCUUCUACCGAUCGAGCUACAAGAACCCAGAUGGCACCAAUGGUGUCCUGGCCACCACGCAGAUGGAGCCGACUGAUGCCCGGAGAGCUUUCCCCUGCUUCGACGAGCCGUCCCUGAAAGCGAAAUUCACUGUCACACUCAUCGCCGAGAAGGACCUGACCUGCUUGAGCAACAUGGACGUCGCUUCGGAGACCGAGGUCGGCGCAAAGAAGGCUGUCAAGUUCAAUGUCUCUCCCUUGAUGUCAACCUACCUCGUCGCCUUCAUCGUCGGUAAGCUCAAUUACAUUGAGAGUACCGAUUUCCGUGUCCCAGUCCGCGUCUACGCACCACCUGGUCAGGACAUUGAACACGGUCGCUUCUCUCUUAAGCUCGCUGCCCAGACUCUUGCGUUCUACGAGAAGGUUUUCGGUAUCGAGUUCCCCCUGCCUAAGAUGGACCAAGUUGCUAUUCCUGAUUUCGCUCAAGGCGCUAUGGAGAACUGGGGCCUGGUGACUUACCGUGUCGUCGAUCUCCUUCUUGACGAGAAGGCCAGCGGUGCGGCAACCAAGGAGAGGGUUGCGGAGGUCGUCCAGCACGAGUUAGCUCACCAAUGGUUUGGCAACCUCGUCACAAUGGACUGGUGGGAUGGCUUGUGGCUGAACGAAGGUUUCGCCACCUGGGCAUCCUGGUACUCCUGCAAUGUUUUCUACCCAGAGUGGAAGGUAUGGCAGACAUAUGUGACCGAUACACUCCAAAGCGCCUUGGCUCUGGAUUCAUUGAGAAGCAGCCACCCCAUCGAGGUACCAGUAAAGAAAGCAGAUGAGAUUAAUCAGAUCUUUGACGCUAUCUCGUACUCCAAGGGUUCUUGCGUUCUCCGUAUGAUCUCAAGCUAUCUCGGUGAGGAUACCUUCCUUGAGGGUGUUCGCAGAUAUCUCAAGAAGCAUGCGUAUGGCAAUACACAAACGGGCGACCUCUGGGCUUCUCUGGCUGACGCCAGUGGUAAGAAGGUAGAGGAUGUGAUGACCACAUGGACAAAGAAUGUCGGUUAUCCUGUGGUGACUGUCACCGAGAAGGACAACGCGAUCCAUGUGAAGCAGAACCGUUUCUUGCGAACUGGAGACGUCAAGCCCGAGGAGGACAAAGUUCUAUACCCCGUCUUCCUUGGACUUCGCACCAAGGAUGGCGUUGAUGAGUCUCUGACUUUAGACAAAAGGGAGGCCGACUUCAGUCUGCCAAGCACCGAAUUCUUCAAGCUGAACGCAAACCACACAAGCCUUUAUCGUACCUCUUACUCUCCCGAGCGUCUAGAGAAGCUCGGCCUUGCAGCCAAGGAAGGACUGCUGCCAAUUGAGGAUCGCGCUGGCAUGAUCGCAGAUGCAGGUGCUCUGGCUGUCUCUGGAUACCAGAAAACCUCUGGUGUUUUGAGCCUUCUGAAAGGGUUUGACUCGGAGUCAGAAUUUGUCGUAUGGAACGAGAUCAUUGCCCGUCUGUCCGCUAUUCAGAGCGCCUUCAUCUUUGAGGACAAGGCCAUUCGUGAUGGUCUAGAAGCUUUCCAGAGAGAAAUUGUAAGCGCCAAGGCUCACGCGAUGGGUUGGACAUUCUCGGAAGAGGACGGCCAUAUUCAGCAGCAAUUCAAGGCGAUGAUGUUCGGCAGUGCCGGUCUCUCUGGUGACCAGGCCAUUAUCACCAGUGCCAAGGAGAUGUUCAACAAAUAUAUGGCUGGCGACAAGUCUGCCAUUCACCCGAAUAUCCGCGGCAGCGUCUUCGGCAUGGCCCUAAAGUAUGGCGGCAAGGAAGAGUAUGAGAAGAUUCUCAACUUCUACCGGACGUCUAACAACAGCGACGAGCGUAACACGGCAUUGCGCUGCCUGGGCCGCGCUAAGGACCCCGAGCUGAUCCAGAGGACAUUGGGCAUGCUCUUUGGAGGUGAGGUCAAGGAUCAGGAUAUCUACAUGCCUGCUGCUGGCCUACGUAGCCAUCCGGAGGGUAUUGAAGCCCUAUUCGAUUGGAUGACUGAGAACUGGGACGAGCUCUACAAGAGACUCCCGCCUGCCCUGUCUAUGCUCGGCUCUAUGGUGACGAUUUUCACCUCGAGCUUCACAAAUCCCCAGCAGCUUGCUCGAGUGGAGAAGUUCUUCGCGGACAAGGACACUAAGGGUUACGACCAGUCACUUGCCCAGAGUCUGGAUGCUAUCCGCUCCAAGAUCGCGUGGCUGGAGCGCGAUCGAGCUGAUGUUGCAUCGUGGGUCAAGGAGAAUGGCUACGGUGCGUGA
This is a messenger RNA of Phaeoacremonium minimum UCRPA7, 2631 nucleotides long. Its product is annotated as putative aminopeptidase 2 protein. The record is from RefSeq and is a predicted model, not a curated record. Gene Ontology annotation, biological process: peptide catabolic process; proteolysis. Lineage: Eukaryota; Fungi; Ascomycota; Sordariomycetes; Togniniales; Togniniaceae. The coding region runs from base 1 to 2631 and encodes 876 amino acids. Gene Ontology annotation, molecular function: metalloaminopeptidase activity; peptide binding; zinc ion binding. The transcript is spliced from 3 exons. Gene Ontology annotation, cellular component: cytoplasm.